GAAAAAGUUUUACAUGAUGUGGGCCUUUUGUUUCCCUGAGCUCUUCGACGGUCCACGGGCUAUUUCUAAACUGCGCUCUCUCUCCCCUUGCGAUCUCCGGCGAACUUCCUGCCCCGGAAACUUUCUCUAGAUGGACGACUGCUGCGCAGUGUGCGCCGAAUCCCUCGAGUGGGUCGCCUAUGGAUCUUGCGGCCAUCGCGAUGUAUGCUCCACUUGUGUUGUCCGUCUCCGCUUUGUUCUCGGCGAUCGCCGCUGCUGCAUCUGCAAGACUGAAUGCCCAUCCGUUUUCAUCACCAGGGCUUUGGGGAGUUUCACUGAGGCAAAAGUAAAUUUUUCGGAGUUCCCACCUGGCGUUACAGAAGGUCAGCAUGGGAAAUAUUGGUACCAUGAGGAUUCACAGGCAUUCUUUGAUGAUGUAGACCAUUACAGAAUGAUAAGCGCCAUGUGCAGGCUUUCAUGUAGUAUUUGUGAUAACGAUGCUGAGGAGCUGAGGAAAGACAGGAGUAACAGAAGGCAUAGAUUUAAGAACAUCGAGCAGUUGAAGGGCCAUCUCUACCAUCAACACAAAAUGUUCAUGUGCAAUCUAUGCAUGGAAGGGAGGAAGAUAUUUAUCUCCGAACAGAAGCUUUACACUAGAUCACAGCUGAGGCAGCACGUAACCACUGGUGAUUCAGAGGUGGACGGCAGCGAGAGUGAGCGUGGUGGCUUUACAGGCCAUCCCAUGUGUGAAUUCUGCAAAAACCCCUUUUAUGGAGAUACCGAACUCUACAUGCAUAUGUCGAGAGAACAUUUCACCUGCCACAUCUGCCAGAGGCAACAUCCUGGUCAGUAUGAUUAUUAUAGGAGCUAUGAGGACCUAGAGACUCAUUUCCUGCAAGACCAUUUUUUAUGUGAAAAUGAAGCCUGCCUGGCAAAGAAGUUUGUUGUCUUUCAAACUGAUGCUGAAAUGAAGAGGCACAAUGCUAUUGAGCAUGGGGGUCACAUGUCACGUGCCAAGAGGAAUGCUGCCCUUCAGAUACCUAUUAGUUUUAGAUAUCGACGGAAUGAGCAAGACCAACGACGAGGAAGAAGACGUGAUCUUCAUCCUGAACCAUCUGAUAACCAAUUAAAUAUGGCAAUACAAGCUAGUUUGGAGACUGCAUUUUCAGAGGGUAGGCUUCAUGACUCAUCAUAUGGUAGUAGACUAAAUGCUGAACAUGGAGAAGCAAGUCAAGCUGAUGAAAUCACAAGUUCCAUGGAACCAUUAGCUAUCUCUUCACAGUCUGAACCGGUCUCUUCAAGAUCUAUUGCAGCCAAUAGAAAUGGCUCUGGAAAUGAAUCUAUUCUUCAGGAUAUAUCCUUUCCUCCCCUCUCUGAUUUUGAACCACCACAACCAUCGUCCAGGUAUGCACAGGUUCUUAAUCAAAGGAGCAGAGCUAGUUUGGGAGAAGAAUCAUUUCCUCCACUACAUGGACUGAGAGAAAGCAAUAAGCCAAAGCCUGGACCUGUUUCAGACGGCUUAGUGUCAGAUACAAUUGCAUCUCGUAUUAAUCCUCGUAAGAAGGGUUCUGUGAAAAUUCUGCACUCUGCUCAGUCGAGGCCAGUUGAAAACUAUGAAGCUGGCUCCUCUGCUUCUUCAAGUUCUCACAUGAGAUCCACACAGAAUUCUCAACCAGCUCCUUCAACUUCUUCAUAUUCUAGGCCUAGGGGUUUGCUGAGUCAGGUGGCUCCACCAUCCAGUUCUGUCUCUCAGGUUACUCAAGUAGGAGAAAAUGGGUUUGCACCCACUAUUCCUACAAAUUCUGCAUGGAAACCUAAUGACAUGAGAAUUAAGCAUUCAGCAUCAUCUCCUAAUCUCCACAACAGUGAUCCUUCAGAGGCCACUACAUCCCAAAUGGUAUCUGCUAUCACUUCAAAUAAAGAAUCGCCAGCACUUACAGAAUCUCUGCCACAUGUGGAUGUUCAGAGAGCGAACAAAUCUUUGGUAGAGAGUAUUCGUGCCGGUUUAGGAAUGGAUGAGAAUAAAUAUGCAGCAUUCAGAAGCAUUUCUGCUGAAUAUCGUCAGAGCCUUAUAAAUUCUUGGGAAUAUCUCUCUUAUGUCGAGCAGUUUGGCCUUUCACAUCUUGUUCUUGAACUAGCUCAGCUCUGCCCUGAUCCCCAUAAACAGAAGGAACUUGUUGAUGCUUAUAAUGCUAAUCUACUUGCUAAUAAUCAGCGUGAAAACACUAGUAAUGCUGUUUUCUCAAAGAAAGAUGCGAAGAAGGGGAAAGGAAAGACAAAAGUUAUUGGUCACACAGAAAAUUCUACUGCAAAAGAUGCAUUGGCGGAUAGCAUUUUAGAACAGGUUAGAAAGCUGCAGUCAAGUCGCCAUCCUUUAGACAAUGAAGUGGAGGUUUUGACAAAGGAUGGGUACCGAAGUAAUAUGGUUAAAAUUCCUUCAGCCAUAGAAGUUGGGGGCAAUACAGGCUCUGUGAACUCAACUGUCAGUGGUUCAGGCAGUAAAAAAGAAAUCGUUACUAACAAUGGCUUGGGAGGCGAAGGACAUAAGAAAAACAAAAAGACGUCAAAGUUCAACAGAAUUCGCCUGGGUGAUGGUUCAGCUGCAGCUUUUCUUGAUCUACGUCAUCAGCAAACUAGCCCUGAAAAAACCGACGAGGACAGAAGAAACAAGCCAGCUGAUGUGUUACCAGCUCGGGGUGUUUGGGGUAAAGGGGGCGGACAGAAACUUUUCACGCAGACAGGCACCUCCAAAUGAGACUAUUCUCGCAGUUUUUAUUCUUUUGUUUUUUUAAAAGUUACUUUUGUGUAGUUAUUAAUUUACUAUGUCAUGCCAUAUUUGUUUUUUUAGUGCAAGCAGGAGCCAGAGCAGAGUAAGCGGGUAAAACUUUGUGAAGAUGUUUAAUGUCUUGGUUUUCCCUAUCGCACUGCAGAAAUUGAGGUAAAUCAUAUAUAAUACUUGUAUAAUGAGGUAUUGGCGGCUUUUUUUUUAGGAAAUAAUAUGAUUUUAUUCUUCUUUAUGUUUUCUAAAUAUUUUUGGAGACAUGCCAAGGCAUCUUCCAGUGUACCAUAAUUGCGGAGGAAUGCCUGUUAUUUAUUGGAACUUGAUAGUUUUUGACUUUUCAUUUCAAUACAUUGGCCUAUCCCUGUUUGGAGGCUUUAUCUCAUUGUUCUUGCUAUGCAAGUUCUUCUAUUGGAAUAAUUUUGUUGAUA
Messenger RNA from Dendrobium catenatum, 3189 nucleotides. Its product is annotated as E3 ubiquitin-protein ligase ZNF598-like. Gene Ontology annotation, molecular function: ribosome binding; ubiquitin protein ligase activity. The record is from RefSeq and is a predicted model, not a curated record. The transcript has 7 exons. Lineage: Eukaryota; Viridiplantae; Streptophyta; Magnoliopsida; Asparagales; Orchidaceae. The coding region runs from base 131 to 2734 and encodes 867 amino acids. Gene Ontology annotation, biological process: protein ubiquitination; rescue of stalled cytosolic ribosome.